AGAGAGGAGGUAGAUGGGAGGUGGUUGUUAAGAUGAAGGAGGGCGAUGAAGAAUGGAGGAUGGGUGUGGGCGGUUCCACGUGCAGUGUCUCAUUUAAAGCCGUUAACACUUAAUGACCCCACCUUCUUCUCUAACUCAAACCUAACUCCCCCACUCUUUCAACUCGUACAUACUUACUCACACAAAUAAUAUUGUCCAAUGUAUAUUAUAACUUCAGCAUUUUAUUCAUGAUCUCUGCUCCUCUUUUCUUUCUUUGAUCCCAACUAAUUCUCUCUUACCCCCAUUCUGCUUCCAAUUAUUUCUCUUUCUCUCCGCCCUUGCAUGCUGGAAGCACAGAGGAGACCGCCAGCGGCGAUGGCUGCUGCUCGAGGAGGGAAUGGUUAUGUAAAUGGGGUAAGGAGCCCUGCAACUAUAUCCGAAGUGGAUGAGUUUUGUUAUGCUCUUAGUGGGAAGAAGCCAAUUCAUAGUAUUUUAAUUGCAAACAAUGGAAUGGCAGCUGUCAAGUUUAUACGUAGUGUUAGGACAUGGGCUUAUGAAACAUUCGGGACUGAGAAAGCAAUCUUAUUGGUGGCCAUGGCAACUCCAGAAGACAUGAGAAUUAAUGCAGAACAUAUCAGAAUUGCUGAUCAGUUUGUGGAAGUUCCUGGCGGGACAAACAAUAAUAACUAUGCCAAUGUACAGCUCAUUCUAGAGAUGGCAGAGAUAACACAUGUAGAUGCAGUUUGGCCUGGUUGGGGCCAUGCAUCUGAGAUCCCUGAGCUGCCAGAUGCACUAAAUGCAAAAGGAAUAUUAUUUCUUGGGCCCCCAGCUACAUCUAUGGCAGCAUUAGGUGAUAAAAUUGGCUCGUCCUUGAUUGCCCAAGCUGCAGAUGUCCCUACUCUUCCCUGGAGUGGCUCUCAUGUGAAAAUUCCUCCAGAUAGUUGUUUGAUUACCAUUCCUGAUGAGGUAUACAGGGAAGCAUGUGUAUAUACAACAGAGGAAGCCAUUGCAAGUUGUCAAGUUGUUGGUUACCCUGCAAUGAUCAAGGCCUCGUGGGGUGGUGGUGGUAAAGGCAUAAGAAAGGUUCAUAAUGAUGAGGAAGUUAGGGCAUUGUUCAAGCCAGUUCAAGGUGAAGUUCCAGGAUCACCGAUAUUUAUAAUGAAGGUUGCUUCCCAGAGUCGACAUUUAGAAGUCCAGUUACUCUGUGAUCAGUAUGGGAAUGUAGCCGCUUUACAUAGCCGUGAUUGCAGUGUUCAGAGGCGACACCAAAAGAUAAUCGAGGAGGGUCCAAUUACCGUUGCACCAUUGGAGACAGUUAAAAAACUGGAGCAGGCAGCUCGAAGGUUAGCAAAAUGUGUGAAUUAUGUCGGAGCUGCUACAGUUGAGUAUUUGUACAGUAUGGACACUGGCGAGUAUUACUUUUUAGAGCUCAAUCCUCGGUUACAGGUGGAGCACCCUGUCACGGAAUGGAUUGCUGAAAUAAAUUUGCCAGCAGCUCAGGUAGCUGUUGGGAUGGGAAUUCCUCUAUGGCAGAUUCCUGAGAUAAGGCGAUUUUAUGGAAUGGAACAUGGUGGAGGAUAUGAUGCUUGGAGGAAAACUUCAGUUGCUGCAACUCCUUUUGAUUUUGACAAGGCAGAGUCCAUAAGGCCAAAAGGUCACUGUGUAGCUGUGCGUGUGACAAGUGAGGACCCAGAUGACGGAUUUAAGCCCACAAGUGGAAAAGUACAGGAGCUAAGUUUUAAAAGCAAGCCAAAUGUGUGGGCUUACUUCUCCGUUAAGUCCGGUGGAGGCAUUCAUGAAUUCUCAGAUUCUCAAUUUGGACAUGUUUUUGCAUUUGGCGAGUCCAGAGCUUUGGCUAUUGCAAAUAUGGUUCUUGGGCUGAAAGAAAUUCAAAUUCGUGGAGAAAUUCGGACGAACGUUGACUACUCAAUUGAUCUUUUACAUGCCUCUGAUUAUAAAGACAAUAAAAUUCACACAGGUUGGUUGGACAGUAGAAUCGCAAUGCGGGUUAGAGCUGAAAGGCCCCCUUGGUACCUCUCUGUUGUCGGAGGGGCUCUGUAUAAAGCUUCUGCUAGCAGUGCAGCUAUGGUUUCAGAUUACGUUGGUUACCUCGAAAAAGGGCAAAUCCCUCCCAAGCACAUAUCACUUGUGAACUCUCAAGUUUCAUUGAAUAUUGAAGGAAGCAAAUACAUGAUUGACAUGGUCAGAGGGGGGCCAGGAAGCUAUAGGUUGAGAUUGAAUGAAUCAGAAAUUGAAGCAGAAAUACAUACUUUACGUGAUGGAGGUUUACUGAUGCAGCUGGAUGGAAAUAGCCAUGUGAUUUAUGCAGAGGAAGAAGCUGCUGGAACUCGCCUUCUUAUUGAUGGAAGGACUUGCUUGCUACAGAAUGAUCACGAUCCAUCAAAAUUAGUGGCAGAGACACCAUGCAAACUGCUAAGAUAUUUAAUUUCAGAUGGUAGUCAUAUUGAAGCUGACAUCCCAUAUGCAGAGGUUGAAGUCAUGAAGAUGUGCAUGCCUCUUCUUUCACCUGCUUCUGGAGUUAUUCAUUUUAAAAUGUCUGAAGGUCAAGCAAUGCAGGCUGGUGAGCUUAUAGCACGGCUUGAUCUUGAUGAUCCUUCAGCUGUACGAAAGGCUGAGCCUUUUCAUGGGAGCUUCCCUGUAUUGAAGCCUCCAACUGCUAUUUCUGGUAAAGUUCAUCAGAGAUGUGCUGCAAGUCUAAUUGCUGCUCGAAUGAUUCUUGCUGGCUAUGAUCACAAUAUUGACGAAGUAGUGCAAAACUUGCUCAAUUGUCUUGACAGUCCUGAACUUCCUUUCCUUCAAUGGCUAGAGUGCUUGUCUGUUUUGGCAACUCGCCUUCCCAAAGAUCUUAGAAAUGAGUUGGAAUCCAAAUGUAAGGAGUUUGAGGGACUUUCUUGCUCUCAGAACAUUGACUUCCCAGCCAAACUGUUAAGGGGAAUCCUUGAGGCUCAUCUAUCCUCCUGCCCUGAAAAAGAAAAGGGAGCCCAGGAAAGGCUUGUUGAACCUUUGAUGAGUCUUGUAAAGUCUUAUGAAGGAGGGCGGGAGAGCCAUGCCCGCGUCAUUGUUCAGUCGCUUUUUGGAGAGUAUUUAUCAGUUGAAGAAUUGUUCAGUGACAACAUACAGGCUGAUGUGAUCGAACGUCUUAGACUUCAAUAUAAGAAAGAUUUACUGAGGAUUGUGGACAUUGUAUUUUCUCAUCAGGGUGUCCGGAGUAAAAAUAAGCUGAUACUGCGGCUCAUGGAACAAUUGGUUUACCCUAACCCUGCUGCAUAUAGAGAGAAACUAAUCCGGUUUUCACGACUUAACCAUACAAGUUAUUCAGAGUUGGCACUGAAAGCAAGUCAAUUGCUGGAACAAACCAAACUGAGUGAACUCCGUUCCACCAUUGCUAGAAGCCUUUCUGAAUUAGAGAUGUUUACUGAGGAUGGUGAAAAUAUGGAUACUCCCAAGAGGAAAAGUGCCAUCAACGAACGAAUGGAGGAUCUUGUAAGUGCUCCUUUGGCUGUUGAAGAUGCCCUUGUGGGUUUGUUUGAUCACAGUGAUCACACCCUUCAAAGGCGGGUUGUGGAAACUUAUGUCCGUCGCCUAUAUCAGCCCUAUCUUAUAAAGGGAAGUGUCAGAAUGCAGUGGCAUAGAUCUGGUCUUAUUGCUUCAUGGGAGUUUUUGGAAGAGCAUAUUGGUAGAAAUAAUGGCUCUGAAGUCCAAACGUCAGACGAAUCAUUGGUUGAGAAACACAGUGAGAGGAAAUGGGGAGCCAUGGUUAUCAUAAAAUAUCUACAGUUUUUGCCUGCAAUAGUUAGUGCCGCAUUAAGGGAAACAACCCAUAAUCUUCAUGAAGCGGUUUCAAAUGGAUCAGUGCAGCCAGCUAACUUUGGUAAUAUGAUGCAUAUUGCACUGGUGGGGAUUAACAACCAGAUGAGUCUGCUCCAGGAUAGUGGUGAUGAGGAUCAGGCUCAAGAGAGAAUCAACAAGUUAGCCAAAAUUCUUAAAGAUCAAGAAGUAGGCUCCAGUUUGCGCACUGCAGGUGUCGGGGUUAUUAGCUGUAUCAUCCAGAGGGAUGAAGGGAGACCCCCUAUGAGGCACUCCUUUCACUGGUCAGCAGAAAAGCUCUAUUAUGAGGAAGAGCCUCUACUACGACAUCUAGAACCCCCACUGUCCAUCUACCUUGAAUUGGACAAGCUUAAAGGCUACAGGAACAUACACUAUACUCCAUCACGGGACAGACAAUGGCACUUGUAUACUGUUGUAGAUAAGCCAGUGCCAACUCAGAGGAUGUUUCUUAGGACGCUUGUGAGGCAGCCCACAACUAGUGAAGGGUUUACUGCACAUCAAGGGCUGGGCGUGGAAGCACUUCGUACCCAGUUUGCCUUGUCGUUUACCUCGAGGAGCAUUUUGAGGUCUUUAGUUGCUGCAAUGGAGGAGUUGGAGCUUAAUGUGCACAAUGCUAUUGUCAGUUCUGACCAUGCACAUAUGUACCUCUGUAUCUUGAGGGAACAACAAAUAAAUGAUCUUGUGCCAUACCCCAAGAGAGUUGAUGUAGAUGAUGGCCAGGAAGAAGCUGCUGUUGAGAGAAUCUUAGAAGAAAUGGCUAGGGAAAUACAUACAUCUGUUGGUGUGAGGAUGCAUAGAUUAAAUGUUUGUGAGUGGGAAGUGAAGCUAUGGAUGACAUCAUCUGGUCAGGCAAAUGGUGCUUGGAGAGUUGUCAUCACAAAUGUAACGGGCCACACUUGCGCAGUUCAUAUAUACCGAGAACUAGAGGAUUCUAGCAAACAUGGAGUGAUCUACCAUUCGGUCUCUGUGCAUGGUCCUCUGCAUGGUGCGUUGGCAAAUGGAGUCUAUCAGCCCCUAGGAGUUCUUGAUCGGAAACGUCUGACUGCAAGGAGAAACAGCACCACGUACUGCUACGAUUUUCCACUGGCUUUUGAAACCGCCUUGGAACAGAUAUGGGCAACCCAGUUAUCGGGAACUGAAAAACCUAUGGACAUGGAUCUUCUUAAAGUCACUGAGCUUGUAUUUUCUGAUCAGAAAGGUAGUUGGGGUACUCCACUUGUUCCUAUGGAGCGCCGGGCUGGACUCAAUGAUGUUGGUAUGGUAGCAUGGUGCAUGGAAAUGUCUACCCCUGAGUUCCCUUCUGGAAGGACUGUACUGAUAGUAGCGAAUGAUGUGACCUUCAAAGCUGGGUCUUUUGGCCCCAGAGAGGAUGCUUUUUUCUCUGCAGUAACUGAUCUUGCAUGCACUAAAAAAAUUCCAUUGAUAUAUUUGGCAGCAAACUCUGGUGCUCGAAUUGGGGUUGCUGAAGAAGUAAAAUCCUGCUUUAAAGUGGGUUGGUCCGAUGAAGCAAGUCCAGAGCGUGGCUUUCAGUAUAUUUAUCUGAGUCCUGAGGAUUACAAUAACAUCGAAUCAUCUGUGAUUGCACACGAGUUAAAGCUUCCUAGUGGGGAAAUCAGAUGGGUCAUAGAUACAAUUGUUGGAAAGGAGGAUGGUUUGGGAGUAGAGAACUUAUCUGGAAGUGGGGCCAUCGCUAGUGCAUAUUCCAGGGCGUACAAGGAAACAUUUACCUUAACAUAUGUGACAGGCAGGACAGUGGGAAUUGGCGCUUACCUUGCUCGGCUUGGGAUGCGUUGUAUACAGAGGCUUGAUCAGCCCAUCAUAUUGACUGGUUUCUCUGCAUUGAACAAACUCCUUGGCCGUGAGGUGUACAGCUCUCACAUGCAACUAGGUGGACCAAAAAUUAUGGCAACUAACGGGGUUGUGCAUCUUUCUGUCUCAGAUGAUCUAGAAGGUGUCUCGGCUAUUUUGAAGUGGUUAAGCUGUACUCCUCCUUAUGUUGGAGGCAUGCUUCCAAUUUUACGUCCUUCGGAUCCAACUGAAAGGCCUGUGGAAUACUUUCCAGAAAACUCAUGUGACCCACGCGCUGCUAUAUCUGGUGUUGUGGAUGAUAACGGGAAGUGGCUUGGGGGUAUUUUUGAUAAGGACAGCUUUGUUGAAACUCUGGAAGGCUGGGCGCGGACGGUUGUGACAGGACGGGCAAAACUUGGAGGAAUUCCCGUCGGAGUAAUCGCUGUCGAGACACAAACUGUAAUGCAAGUGAUUCCUGCUGAUCCCGGACAGCUCGAUUCCCAUGAGAGGGUUGUCCCGCAGGCUGGACAAGUAUGGUUUCCGGAUUCUGCGACCAAAACAGCUCAAGCAAUAUUGGAUUUCAACAGAGAAGAGCUUCCACUUUUUAUUCUUGCCAACUGGAGAGGCUUUUCAGGUGGACAAAGGGACCUGUUUGAAGGUAUCCUUCAGGCUGGUUCAAACAUAGUCGAGAACCUUAGGACAUACAAACAACCCGUUUUUGUAUACAUCCCCAUGAUGGGUGAGCUUCGUGGUGGGGCAUGGGUUGUUGUGGACAGUCAGAUCAACUCAGACAACAUCGAAAUGUAUGCAGAUCGGACGGCUAAAGGUAAUGUCCUCGAGCCAGAAGGAAUGAUUGAGAUCAAAUUCAGGACAAAGGAGCUGCUCGAGUGCAUGGGUAGACUCGAUCAACAGCUAAUCACUUUGAAAGAAAAAAUUCAGGAAGCCAGAACUAGUGGAACUUAUGGAAUGUCUGAAUCUACACAGCAGCAAAUUAAAUCUCGAGAAAAGCAACUUUUGCCAGUUUACACUCAGAUUGCCACCAAAUUUGCAGAGCUUCAUGAUUCUUCCCUAAGGAUGGCUGCAAAAGGGGUGAUCAAAGAAGUUGUGGACUGGGUUAGAUCCCGUGCUUACUUCUACAAAAGAUUAUGUAGGAGAAUUGCUGAGGCUUCAAUGAUCAGGACGGUGAAAGAUGCAGCUGGUGACCAGUUAUCGCAUAAAGCUGCACUAGAGUUGAUCAAAAAAUGGUAUUUGGAAUCAGAAAUUGCAAGUGGCAAAGAGGAAGCCUGGGUAAAUGACGAAGCUUUUUUUGCAUGGAAAGAUGUUCCAGGGAACUAUGAAGAAAAGCUGCAAGAGUUGAGGGUGCAGAAGGUGUUUCUGCAGUUAACAAACAUUGGUGAAUCUGUACCAGAUUUAAAAGCUCUACCUCAAGGUCUUGCUGCUCUUCUAAGAGAGGUGGAACCGUCAACUCGGGAAAAGUUGAUCGAUGGGCUUCGAAAGGUGCUUAAUUGAUACUGUGAUAUAUGGAGCGUGUUCUACUUGCAAAACAUAGUUUUGUACGUACAGUAUGCUUGUCUUUAAGCCGUACAGCUGUAAGGGCUGUCCGGCUCAGAAAAUGAAUGUAGCUGCCUGUCUUAGGCAACUGUAAUUUAUAAGCAAGAGCAGAACUUGGUGUUAAAUGGAAGAGAAUAGCUGCAGAAGUGUAAAUGUAAGUAUAGGAGAGUAGAUUGGCAUUGUUAAAGGGGAAAUUAGUGAGAAUUGGCAGCCUAUGCUCUCCAUGGCUGUGAUUAUUUUUGACUUGUAAUAAUAAUCUGUGACAUGUAUUAAUCAUUAUUUAUAUAAGGUAGAAUAAAAAAAUCACUAGGAUCUUUGAAAAA
Molecule: messenger RNA, 7490 nt
Organism: Mercurialis annua (annual mercury)
Lineage: Eukaryota; Viridiplantae; Streptophyta; Magnoliopsida; Malpighiales; Euphorbiaceae
Product: acetyl-CoA carboxylase 1-like
Exons: 31
Coding region: 322-7125 (2267 amino acids)
Biological process (GO): fatty acid biosynthetic process
Molecular function (GO): metal ion binding; ATP binding; acetyl-CoA carboxylase activity
Source: RefSeq, a predicted model, not a curated record